AUGAUCCGCACCCUCGAUAUCGGCAGUGUUCUCCCCAGCCCCGACUCUCCGCCAGGGAUGACGGCCUCCAAGAGCUCCAAAUCGUCGUCUUUCCAGUCCUUCAGCAGCGACGAUGGCAGUGUUUUGGCCGACGUUGGUCAUUUUGAGGAGAUUGGACUCGAUGACGACACCGUAACCCUCAAGAGUCCAUCCCAGGUCGACAUCCGUCCCAGUCACUCCAAAGCUCCCUCGAGUCGAACUCUUGCGGCUGGCAAAACGGCUUCCAAGGCUCGACCGCCAUUUCCGAGUCUCCAGACCAAUGUUUACACCACCAACCCGCGCAGCACCAACCUGAGCUCAUUGACAGAGCCCCCCUCGGCCACGCGCUCCAAGCAGUUGACAAGUCCAUCAUCUGCCUCUCUCCCCUUUCCUCGACGACACCGAAGUCCCAGCCCCGGGUAUUCCCUCAACCCGAGAGAUCCGAGUCUCCCCCCAAAGCCCCGUCGAGGCAGCUGGCAAACCGGCCGCGAGCGCAAGUCGUUUACCGAUCUCGAGCGAGAAUGCGACGAAGACGAUGGCGAUGAUAUCCCCGAUGGCCUUGUCCUCGACAACGUGCCUCUCUCUCCUCGUCCACCUCAGGAGCGCACACCCAGUCGCCCGUCUUCAGUAUCACCCUCUCCCGACCGAGCCCCCAAGGAACGCGUUCGAAGCGUUGGCAAUGGAACGCCUGCUGUUGCUCAAGCGCAAGGGUCUCUUCGAUCGCCAACCUGGAAGACCGACGGAGCUCGCAGCCCAGUCAAAACUCGGGCACACAGCUGGAACGCGGCGCUCGCCGACCUGAAUGCCGAGGCCAAGACUCUGACGGAAAAGCUCGAGGAACACGCCGGGGAGAUGGAGGAACAGCAGGCAAAGCGUCCUGCAGGUCAGCGCCCCAACACCUGGAACUCGUCUCGAUCUGUCGAUACCUCGUAUGAGAAGAAGCAGCGCAUAAAAUCCACGCCAGAGCUGCCGCCCCUGCGCAAGUCCAACAUCAUGAUUGACCCUCUACCCAUCUCGAAGGAGAAGGAAGCUGUUCUCAGCCGAACACGUCCCUCUUGGCUGCCGCCCAAGGAUCCAGCAGAGGAGCGCCGACAUCUCAAGGAGUAUCAGAAGAUGAUGGCAGCGAGCGCCAAGGCUGAUGAGCGACGUGAAGCCUCCCGCAGAGCCAAGAUUGAAGGACGGGACAGCGCCGCCGACAACCUGAUGCACAUUUGGGAGAAGGAUGUCCUACCACGAUGGAACGACGCUAUUCGAGAACGCAGGACGAGAGAACUCUGGUGGAAGGGCAUUGCGCCUCGCAGCAGAGGAGCCGUCUGGACGCGAGCAAUCGGCAACGAGCUGGGUCUGUCAGAAGCCUCUUUCCAGGCAGCUCUUGCGAGAGCCCAAGAGGUAGAGGCCAGAGUCAAAGACGACAAGGGCGAUGCCGAGGAUGUGAAGAGAGCAAAGUGGUUUCAAGAAAUUCGAAAGGACGCAGCCAGCAAGACGUGGGAGGACCUCCGCAUCUUCGAGGUGGAGGGCCCUCUGCACCAGAGUCUUGUCGACGUACUGAGCGCGUAUGCCAUGUACAGGAGUGACAUUGGCUACGUCCGGGGUUGUAAUACAAUCGCCGCGUUGCUACUCCUGAACCUGCCCAACGCUGGGUCUGCAUUCGUCGCACUCGCCAAUGUCCUCAACCGGCCAUUGCCCCUCUCAUUCUACGCCUGUGACCUUGGCGCACAAGCCUCAGCGUUCAACUUGGUGCUCCAAACGCUGUCUCUGAAGUCGGCCCCUCUGCACGAACACCUCACCAAGAAGGUCCAAGACGUCAACCUAGAGGAAUCUCUAUCGUCAAUCUUGACUGGAAUGUUUACGGGACAUCUCGCCAUUGACGAAGCGGCGCGAUUAUGGGAUGUAUAUGUCUUUGAAGGCGACGCGCUCCUUAUACGUGCCGCCGUGGCUUUGUUACUCAGCAGAGAAAUGACUCUUCUCGGCGCAAAGACGGCCGACGAGAUCAAGGCGAUUCUAUCUGUAAGGAACGCCAAGGUGUCAUCAGUAAGACUUGCUGGCGAGGUCGGCGCCGAGGACAAGUUCAUGAUCUCGGUCCGCGAGGCCGGCAAAGCCUAA
Messenger RNA from Fusarium vanettenii 77-13-4, 2121 nucleotides. RefSeq lists its product as uncharacterized. NCBI's taxonomy places the organism in Eukaryota, Fungi, Ascomycota, Sordariomycetes, Hypocreales, Nectriaceae. Bases 1 to 2121 code for a protein of 706 amino acids. Gene Ontology annotation, molecular function: GTPase activator activity. The transcript is spliced from 2 exons. The record is from RefSeq and is a predicted model, not a curated record. Gene Ontology annotation, biological process: activation of GTPase activity.